AACCCCAGAUUUGACAUUGUCAAAUAAACGUCAAAAAAGUAAAUAAUUGACAAUGGCGCGUCAAAACAAUGAGAACGUUUUUUAAUGUUUACAAUGAAUUCCAUCACCGAAACGCAAUAACUUUAGGCCGCCACCGUCGAGUUCCAAUCAUGUUCAAGAUCAGAUGAUACAAACUUACGAAAAAAAUGAUGGAAUGUUUAAACGAAUUGUUGAUGCAUGCCAUCAUUCAGAACGACUUAAAAUGCCUCAAGUGCUACUUAAAGAGAGGUGUAAACAUCAACAAAAUCUGUUCAACUGGAAUGACCCUCCUGGGAGUUGCAGCUGAGACAGGCAAUCUCUCAAUAGUCAAAACACUAAUUGACUAUUCCAAUUGCUCCAGUAUUGAUUUCAGUAUAAAAACUGAGCUAAACACAAAACCAAACCUAUUACUAGAUUUAAAUAACCCGGAACCAAAGUACAAAAACAUCGGAUAUUUUGUGGUGCGCAAGGACGUGGAGGAGCCCGAUUUUGGCGAGGGCCCCACCCCCGAGGGCAUGGAAGCCCUGGAAUGGGACAUGGAAGUGAACACAGAAACCACAGAGGUUGAGAAAGAGCCCCCAGAAAUGAACAUCUACCAGUGGUACGCCAACAUUUUGAAUCAGAGCUCUUUGGUCUUGAAAUCGCCGGAUAACGAUAUUGCGCGCCUUGACAGCCACGGCAAAAACGUCUUGCAUUACGCCGUGAGGUCAGGUAAUAUGGAACUAGUCAAAUAUUUAGUCGAGACCUUCAACGAAAUCAGCGUGAAUCAAAGCGACGCCGCCUCCGUGAGCCCCCUUCACAUCGCCGUGUUCAAGUGCCACCUGCCGCUGGUGCGCUACCUGGUGGACAAGGGGGCUUCCGUGAACUGCGCGUGUCGCGAGCGUCAGACGCCCCUGCACGUGGCCGCCCAGCAUGGCUACGUCGAAAUCAUGCAAGUUUUAAUCGAAAAUGAAGCCGAUAUCAACGUUUUUGAUAUGAAAGAGCGGUCACCGCUCUCGCUGGCUGUGCUGGGCUCUAGGGAAGCUGCAGUGGAAUUGUUGAUAAAAAACGGGGCCAGACUUAAUCAGGAGGAUGCGGCUGGAUUUACGCCCUUGCGAAGAGCGGUCUGGAAUGAUUCCACACCGAUCGCGAUGAUGUUACUUAACGCUGGAGCGAGAGUUGUGCAGUCACAUUAUUUAUUACAUGCCGCUGCGAGGAGUAAUAAUCCGGAGAUGGUCAAGGCGUUGCAUGAAGCUGGGGCGCUUUUGAAUAUCAGGGAUGAUCAAGGGAAUACGCCCUUGAUGGUGGCGUGCUCGAGGAAGAAUUUGACGGUGGCGAGAUAUCUACUCAAAAAUGGUGCUAACGUAAACGCCGUAAACAACAUCAACGGUAUGACGGCCCUCCACAUCUGCGUGCAAGAUAUCCGCGAAAAGCGAAGUCUGGAGAACUUAAUCGACCUUUUGGUCUCCUACGACGCCGACAUGAACGCAACAAGUUAUCAGGGAAGUGUUCUCUUCUAUUCAAUUAUUUUAGAAAACCUCCAUGGAGCCGAUGCCUUAGUGCGGCACGGAGUCGACGUCAAUUUACGCGACGAACGCGCUUAUUUCGAUAAUUUAAGUCUUGCGAAAAGACACGGAAACCUCGAAUUGGUCAAAUUGAUAGUUUACGCUGGUUUUCGCCUAUCUAACAUGGCCUUUGAUUUGAAUUCGUUGCGGAAUCAACCCGACGAUCCCGUACACGAUUUUUUGGUUUACGUCAAAAGCACACCUUUACAAUUGAAGGAAAUAUGCAGGAUAAAAAUCAGAGGCUGUCUCGGGCGACAUCUUCUGAGCAAAAUCACCAAGCUGCCGUUGCCCGUGUGGCUACAGCGGUACUUGGCUUUAGAAAUAUUGUGAAUGAUCUCUGUGUUUAUGUAACCAGUAUUCAACAAGUGUGUAGGUUUCAGUAUUCAAAUCGUAGAUUUUCAAGAGAGGACCAUCGGUGUGUUGCCGUUGAUAGAAACAAGUAGUGCCCUUAAAUGUUUGAUGAGUAAGAGAGGUUUAAAAAUCUGAUGAAUAUAAAUUUUAAGUAUUGUGCACCUAUUUCUAAACCACCUGUGUACUUAGAUGACUUUAGCAUUCCCUCCUCUGUUAUAGUCUAGUCAAUUUAUUUAACACCAUGCUUUGAAAUUAAGUUGGCAACAUUAACUGCUAAAUACAAACGUCACAAUUUUAUGGUCAAUUGUCACUUGCUUCCGAAAGACGGUCGAGAGAUAGCCGUCACUCGACACAAUUUAAUAUCACCAAAAAUUCGAUGUUGCCAACUUAAUUUCAAUCAAAGCGUGGUAUACAUAUUUUUUCGGACACACAAUGGAAAGGAAAAUUAUAAGUCGUUCUUAUUCGGAAGUAAAGUUACCGUUGGGGGCGCCACUGAGCUAGGUCGAAAACAGUAACCAUAAAUGGGGGGAAAAUGUUUAUUCGGAUAUUUUGAGCGUUGUACGAAUUUUGAGGCUUCACAAUUAUUACAUUGCCAAUGCGGAAUGUAUCUUUGGUGGAAGAAACGAAUGUUGACAAAUUAGAGAUGACGAGGAAAACACGAAUAACGAAUGAUUGUUUGGUUCACUUUCUUUAUUGGAAAAUUAUUACAAAGACAUUGAAAAACCUACCUUUUGGCAUAAUUUACGUUUAAGCGUAUUAGCAGUUGUUAAUCUUAUUUGUAGUUUUGUUGAUUUAUCAAAGUAUUUCAUGAUUUUAUCAGUGGAAAAAUUCUAACCUAAAAUUCACAAACUUCACUAAUUUAUUGGGUUCUUGAGCCCAACUUUGUGUUCGCUGUGAUCCAUUACUAUAGUCUUUAAUUAGACAACUGUUUGAUAACACUUUGUAAUGAAAAUUUAAAUCUAUUUCACUUUUUAUCCACUUUCAAAUCCCAACAACAAACACUUUAUACCACGAAAAACCGCAGAAUCGAAGUCAAAGCUAGUAUUUACCACCACGUACUUUUAAAAUGAUUCUCUCCAAUGUAACCAAUUAACACUAUACACGCAGAAUUGUAAAACAAUUUAUUAGAUGUCAAUUAAAUGUGGAAUUACGAAAAUUUCGUUACUGUUUUCGACAUAGUUCAAAAGUCAUCACUAGAGGGCGUCUAGUUAAUUUUAUUUCCGAAUAUAGUGGCGGUCAGCUCGAUUUGCGUGUGCGUCAUCAAUUUCAUUUUUUCAUUACCAACACAAAGCUGUAAAAAAAUUAUCAAAAACAAUGCAAAUUUAAACAACUAAGGGCUAUCUAAGGGUGGUAUCCUUGAACAUUAAUUUACAUGUGCACUUCGACAACACCGUCAAGUGUCACGAAUUUGUCAACGUGACAUUGACAGUAAAUUAUAGACGUCGUCGCAUGGUUGUCGAAAGUGUUAUCGGUGUUAAUCGCAAGUAUUUUCCGUUCGUUUAUUGUGUUUUGUGAUUUGCGUUUCGUUAGGUUUUUGAUUCUGCGUUUAUUAGUUCUUGUUUUGUGAAUCUGUAUUUUUUGUAACAACUCAUAAUUUAAACACUUCGUAACCUCAAAAAAUAUUUGAUAGUUUGUCACCGCUAUGACCCUGCUAUGUAAACGUAGUGACAGAAAUGUCAGAUGAUGCACACGCAAAUGGAGCUGAGCACUACCAUACCAACUAUUUCUUAAUAGCAACAAAAUUAGACAAUUAUGUUUUUUACUGGUAUAAAUAUUAAAUAGUCCAGUGAAAUAAGUCUUUAAAUCAAUUAUUCCGUGAAUAAUGAAGGUAUAUGGGUACCUAUUUUUUUUGCAAAAUAUUUCUUAACUCUUAGUGUUCUGGAAAAUUGUGUCGAGUUUAGUGUGUUGGAGUAUAACAUACUCCAAUUUGUUUUUUCCUUUACUUAAAAUUAGUUAAACAUUUUAUUAUUUGUAUAAGUGGAUGAAUUUACCUGUAAUCUCAAAAAAAAAUUAAAA
Tribolium castaneum (red flour beetle) is the source of this 3929-nucleotide messenger RNA. RefSeq lists its product as uncharacterized. The transcript is spliced from 4 exons. The coding region runs from base 186 to 1892 and encodes 568 amino acids. The record is from RefSeq and is a predicted model, not a curated record. Gene Ontology annotation, biological process: intracellular signal transduction. Gene Ontology annotation, molecular function: protein binding. NCBI's taxonomy places the organism in Eukaryota, Metazoa, Arthropoda, Insecta, Coleoptera, Tenebrionidae.